Messenger RNA from Equus caballus (horse), 5195 nucleotides. It is a transcript of the gene EMP2, whose product is annotated as epithelial membrane protein 2. The record is from RefSeq and is a predicted model, not a curated record. Gene Ontology annotation, cellular component: plasma membrane; cytoplasm. Gene Ontology annotation, molecular function: protein kinase binding. NCBI's taxonomy places the organism in Eukaryota, Metazoa, Chordata, Mammalia, Perissodactyla, Equidae. Gene Ontology annotation, biological process: regulation of cell-matrix adhesion; positive regulation of integrin-mediated signaling pathway; cell adhesion.
CCGCCUCCUGCGGUCCCUCCCACUCCGCUCUCCCGGCUCCUGACAUCACGCCCCGGGAGGCAGGAUCGGGGAAGGAGGGGACGUGGGGAGGAGGGAGGGCGCACAGUCCCAGCCCAGAGCUUCAAAACAGCCCGGCGGCCUCGCCUCGCGCCCCAGCCCGUCGGUCGGUCGAGCCGCCAGCGCCCGCGCAUCUCUCUCUCCGGGCUUUGAACGCGAUCCCUCGCCCCGCGGUGCCCUGUGAAAAUGUUGGUGCUUCUGGCUUUCAUCAUCAUCUUCCACAUCACCUCUGCCGCGUUGCUUUUCGUCGCCACCAUCGACAAUGCCUGGUGGGUAGGAGAAGAGUUCUUUGCAGACAUCUGGAGAGUGUGCAUCAACAACACGAAUUGUACAGAAAUCAAUGACACCUUUACGGGUUACUCCAUGCUGCAGGCGGUCCAGGCCACCAUGAUCCUGUCCACCAUUCUCUGCUGCGUCGCCUUUCUCAUCUUCGUGCUGCAGCUCUUCCGCCUCAAGCAGGGAGAGAGAUUCGUCUUAACCUCCAUCAUCCAGCUCAUGUCAUGCCUGUGCGUCAUGAUUGCAGCUGCCAUCUACACAGACCGGCGUGAAGACCUUCACAAAGAGAACCCAAAUUUCUAUCGGCUGAUCUCGGACGGCACAUACGGCUACUCCUUCAUCCUGGCGUGGGUGGCCUUUGCCUUCACCUUUGUCAGCGGCCUCAUGUACCUGAUAUUGAGGAAGCGCAAAUAGAACCCGAGGAGGCAGGUCGCUGUCGCUGCAGUACAGAAUCCACACUCAGAUAACCGUUUUGUAUAUAAUCAUUUUUUUUUCCCCGUGGUUUUUCUAGCAAACGUAUUGUUUCCUUUAAAAGCCAAAAGAAGAGAAGCGUUCGGCAUUCUUGAGAUCACAGAAUGGACUGUGAAGGCUGGAGUUCAGAAUUCCUGCCCGUCCGAGAGUUCAACACGACAAAGCCCCAAAUCCAGCAGUGCUCAGAUCCAAAGCUAUUCCGCCAGAUGUUUCGUAACCACAGGGACGUAAUGUGAUAUGAUGUGACAAGAGACCGAGAAAGCCAGCUCUCGGGGGACGCCUUCCCCUAGGUUUGGGCCACACCAAGCCCCGCUCCCUUCAGCCGUCCUUCCUGAGUCUCUCCGCGUUGGUGGUGGAAGGGGGGGUGAGGGGAUCCUGGUGAAGGAUGAAGCCUCAGAUGUUUAGCCGCGUUCCACGUGAGAAACAGGUCUCGCCCGCCGUGUUCUGUCUGUAUCCAACCCUCCUGUAACGGGCUGGGUUCAGAGAGGGCCCCUCAGGUUCCCCAAGAACAUCACCUGCUGCCUUAGGGGAGGUGAUGAUUGAUCUGGAGGUCAGGCUCCCCCUACUCUCAAUGUGUGAUCCCCGGAACGCCUUGUAAAAUGCAGACUCUCAGGGUCCCUCCCCAGGCCUCCAGAAUCAGGGUCUUCAGGGACGGGGCCCGGGAACCUGCAUUUCUAACAAGCUCCUCCGUUAUGCUUAGAUGUGUUAAAAUUGAAGACCACGGUCCCAGGACCGGACGAGCAGAGCUGCCUCAGAAAUGUUAAAGAUCUCAUGUCGAGGUGGGCGGGUGGGUCUCGACCCCCCUAACCUUGGCCUCCCUCAGCUCUUGGUUCUUCACUGUCUUCCACAGCUGCUUCCAUCUGGACCACCCAGGCUCCAGUCCCAGGCCAGGCAGGCGAUAGCCAGACACCCUGGGGGCAGGGCUGGACAGCCCCACUCUAACACAGAGGCCUCUCCCUUCUCUUCCUGCCCUGCCUUCAUGGCUGGCUGACCUCUGCUAAUCCCCGUUGCAGAGCCUCAGAGGACUCAUCCCCCAUUCAUUCAUUCAUUCAUUCAGUCAUCAAUAUUGAUUAUGGAAUCUUGUGCGCCAGGCACAGGGGCAACCCUGUCGAGACCAUCUCUCUCCGCAUGGGACUCAUAGUCUAAUAGAGGAGAUAGGUUAAAAACCAGUUAGGAAAACUAAUUACAAACAAAAUUGCAAAGAACACAACCAAGGAUUCGAAAGAGAGGCCCACAGGGCGAGAGGGAGCCUGCUUUACCCCUGCUGACUUUUAAAGGCUCCUAGAGGCAUUUAGAUUGGCCUGAAUACCACGCCACUUAGCCUGCGCAGGUGGCAUUCAUCGGGCCGUACCCGUCUUUGUUCCAGCCAGAGAACACUUACUUCCUUGGAGGGUCCCAGGGUCCUGACAGCACGUGAAGCCAUGAGGGGGACCCCAGAUUGCCGUGGUUCUCAAACUUUAGUGGCACAAAUGCCGUCUGGUGGUGGGGGGCGGUUCUGCCUUGCCAGGGACUGGGCGAAUGCGCAUUCCGGCAAUUGUGAGACUAUACGGAGAAAUACGGCUUUAGAGAGUUUGUCUUUAGGCGAAAAAGCGCUGUAAGGUGUGUGGGAAGGCAGGGGACUCCGGGAAGUGCCUUGAGAGAAACUCUUUGUGCCCCAGUGUCUUUUCCCUCCGGUAUUUUGAGCGGGCUGCUGGGGAGGUGUGCUGGGGCCUGUCCACCUGUCUCAGCACUCGCGCCAUUUAAGUGCUGCUGCGCUUGACCUAAGUGUCUCGAUGAUGUGCCAUCAGCCCUGUUCUAGUGGAGCUGGGGAGAGGUCUGGUCUGAGUAGUUUCAGGGCCACCGUGGAAAGCUCUUUAGUGCAAGAUUGGGUUUUCUCUCCAUCUAUGCAUUCAUUCAUUCAUUCAUUCAUUGUUUGUUCAUUUUGAGCAGAAUGUUAAAUGCUUUCUAUGGUCCAGGCACCGUAUGGGGCUCUGAAGACAGGGGCAAGCAAAUCUAGACAUAUUCCCCAGGAAGAAGCCAUCCACACAGUGCAGGAUGACACAGGGCCAGUGACAAGACAAACUGCCCCCUCCUGCCUCAAGGGAAAACUGUCAGUCGUCAUGUUGUGGGUAGGAGCGGGGGUCACACCCCUGGGGUUUGCAGGAUGCUAUGAGAUGCUACCUCAAGGAGGAAGGUGGGUCUAGGUGCCCCCAAGGUUUCUACCCAGGUGGCUUCUCUAUAAUUUCCUGGGAGCCACAGUGAAACAAACAAAGCCCCUUAGAGCGGGCAAUCUGGAAAAUCCCCAGGCAAUGCAUGAAUUUCCUGCACAAAAAGCUUCAGGAGUAUGUGAGUAUCUGAAUGAGCCCAUGGGUUUUCCUGGCUGGUUGCCACUGCUGUGUAGCACUCAGUGGCUAUGUCCAUCUGUGAGGCCAGGGUUUUGUGAAAUGGGAGCUGCCUUUUCCCCGCCGUGCGACAUGCGCUGGGAGGCGAGAAGAGGUGAUGGCGUGAGGGAGAGAAGUUCCGACCUCACCCGUAGGUAGAAGCAGUGCUCGCUUGGUGCUUAUGGUCAGUUAUUCAAGAGCAGCAACAACAAAGAAAAUGAGCCGAGACAUCCAAGAAGCACAUCUCAGGACCAAAUAUCUUACUGGUAACACCUGUAUUUGAAGGAACCGUAGUUUGCGCCUUUUCGGACAUUUUUAUAAAGUACUGUAAUUCUUGCAUUGAGGGGCUGUGGAUGGAGGACCGACUAACUCGUUUUGUCAUUUGCAUUAAAAUUCCUUUGGGUCUCUGUUCCAAUGAGUUUGGAGAAUGCUUGGUUUGUGGCUCUGUGCGAAUGUGUGUACUGAUACCCGAACACAGGACAAUCGGACGCUUGCCCGCUCCCGCACACUCUCGGCUCCAGGUUGUGCGCCUGUGUGCAUGUAAUCGACAGGCUGCGGUCCCAGGAUGCUCUGUAUUAAUUGAUGAUGAAGAAACCCAGACCCCCAAGCCUGUAUGUAAACACACUAAACACAGAAGCUUAGAUAGAAGCAUCGUUUCAAAUCUGCCUGGAUGGGGAAUGACUAAACUUGCUAAUAGUUGAACCGUUACUUACAAUAAAUACAGCAAAUUGGACAGUUUUGUGUACUGGGGGGCAGUGGUGAUGGGAGACGCUUGGGGAAGGCCGAGAGGUUAAGUUUGAAUCUUGGUUUGGGGACAAAGGUGAUGUUAGGGGAGUUAGAGGCUUUCUACUUGAUGUGUCUUUAAAAUAGUCCAUUUUCUAUGUUUUGUAUAAUCUGAGACUGUACAUGAAAAAUAAAGUUUAAAACCAAAUUGCCCGGAGCGACAGACUCUAAUGUUCCCAUCAUCUAGGGUAAAAUGCUACUAUUUUGAGUGGCAGUGGGUCACGUGAUUUCUCAUCAAGGUGACAAUGGGCCAUUUUUCCAGGGAGCCGUUGAGCUCUCGUAAUUCAUGGGACAGUCCCCAGCUCCUUCUGCUUCUUUAAAGGGGCCGGCUUCCUGGGUGAAUGACCUGCGGUUGCCAAGGGCCCCACGCUUGGUUAAUGAUCUGCCAGCACCGUCUUAAAAUCCUUAAUGCUAUUCGAACAAACAGCCCACGUUUUCAUUUUGCAAUGGUCCCUGCAAAUUAUGUAGCUGGGCUUGUUCUUCUGUUUGGUUUAAUAAAGACUUCCUUUAAAGUUUGGGGUGAUGGUGGAAAUAAGGCUAUCUUUACAGCACACCACUAAAAAAAAAUUCAGCCAGAAUGAGACAGAGAUUUUUCAUUUCUACGUAAGGAAUGCCAAAAGUAGUAAAAGCUAUCCAUCUGGGGAACACACAGUUCCUUCUUUCCAUACAGGGGUUGCAAACUCAAACCUCCAGGGGCUGCCGUCCAUAUUCUUUGUGUCUCUAGGUUUUUUUUGUGUUUCGUCCAUGCGGCAGGUGGAUGGUGUGACCCCGGAGCCCUCAGUUUUAUAUUUCUUCCAUUCAGGAAAUUCACCUCUCGUUCAGUCAGUCACUCACCGAAUAUGAUUUAUCCUGGAGAAUGUUGUGUGUGUGCUCGAAAAGAAUAUGUAUUCUCUUGCUGUUGGCUGGAAUGUUCUGUAUCUGUCAGGUCCAUUUGAUCUAAAGCACAGUUCAAGUUCUGUGUUUUCGUAGUGAUUUUCUGUCUGGAUGGUCCGUCCAUUGUUGAGAGUGGAGUGUGGUAGUCUUACUGUUAUUGCAUUGCUGGCUAUUUCUACCUUCGUAUCUGUGAAUAUUUGCUUUAUAUAUUUAGGGGCUCCGAUAUUGGGUACAUAAAUAUUUAUCAUGAUAAAGGAGCCAAUUCAUCAUGAGGAUAUUGUAAAUGUUUAUUCACCAAAUAUUCAUGUACAAAUUAUGGCGUAAGCAUUGUGCUGGGUGUCAGGUACAUCACAAUAAACUUAGUCCCUGCCCUCA